AUGAAGCCAAGCUUCUCGUCCAAGCCUUUUCACCAAGCCACCAUGGCGCUCUCAAGCUUGAUCUUAUUGCUUGGCUGCACUGCAGCGGUUGUGGACGCUGGCCUCGCUGCUCGGCAGAGCAUGCUGGAGAAGCGGGGUCUCAAUCGACUAGCGAAGCGACAGGAUCUGCAACAACAGCCCUCUUUUCCGAAUCAGAGGCAGUUUUUGAAUAACAAGACGCAGCCGUACUGGGUCAACGGGUCGGCUUUGCCUGAGGUCUAUUUUGAUAUUGGAGAGAGCUAUUCUGGUUUGCUGCCGAUUGAUGAGUCGAAAGAGUUGUUCUUCUGGUUUGUGCCGAGUACGAAUCCAGAUGCGAAGGAUGAGAUUACAAUUUGGUUGAAUGGAGGACCUGGCUGUAGCAGCAUCGAUGGCUUCUUUCAUGAAAAUGGACCUGCGAUCUGGCAGCCUGGUACAUACCUUCCGGUGCCAAAUACUUGGGCCUGGAGCAACUUGACGAAUAUGGUAUUCAUCGAACAGCCUGUCGGUACGGGGUUCUCGCAGGGUACUCCGAAUGCGACCAAUGAGGAGGAUGUCGCAGCUCAGUUCCUACCAUUCUGGAAGAACUUCAUCGAUUUGUUUGAGCUCCAUGAUCGCAAGGUUUACGUUACGGGAGAAUCGUACGCUGGAAUGUACUGCCCCUACAUUUCCGCUGCGAUGAUCGAGCAGAAUUGCACAAAAUACUUUGACGUCGCAGGGAUGAUGAUUUACGACCCCAGUAUCCAGCCACAGGUCUCCUCGGAAGUCGCAGCCUUGCCCUUUGUCAAGGCCCACUAUCCCGAUUUCCCAUUUAACGAGACAUUCACGGCAUUCCUUGAGAACAGAACGCAGGCUUGCGGGUACAACGAAUACAUCGAGAACGGACUGCAGUUCCCACCAAAAGGCACAUUCGACAACCCACCGGGCGUCAACUACACGAACAAUUACACCUUGGACGACUGUCAAGUCUUCGAUCCUAUCUUUGAAGCAAUCUUCGAAAUCAAUCCCUGCUUCGAUAUUUAUCAAGUCGGUCAAAUCUGUCCUCUCCUUUGGGAUGUCCUUGGGUUCCCAUACCCGGCCACGUACUUCCCAGUCGGCUUCACGCAGCCUUAUUUCAAUCGCACCGAUGUUAAGCAAGUUAUUCACGCACCAGAAAACGUGAACUGGCAAAUCUGUACCGACAAGGACGUCUUUGUGGGGGACAAUGGCGACACGAGUCCGCCUUCCGGUAUCCAAGGAGGUCCUCUGCAGAAGGUCAUCGAGAAGACGAACAAUGUUAUUGUUGGGCAUGGAGAUCUGGAUAUGGUACUCAUUGCCAAUGGAACACUGCUCACAUUGAACAACUUGACUUGGAAUGGCCAGCAAGGUUUCUCGAAGCCGCCUAUCGAUCCGUUCUAUGUACCUUACGGGGACGAUUAUGUGAAUGGUUCGAUUGCAGGCUCCGGAGUCAUGGGAGGACAUGUGACAGAAAGGGGUUUGACGUUUGUGGCUGUUGUGUUGUCGGGACAUGAGGUUCCUGAGUAUCAGCCUUCGGCAGCGUAUAGGCAUUUGGAGGUCUUGUUGGGGAGGGUGGGGAAUUUGAGUGAGGUCAGUCCGUUUACGACGCAAAGGUAUGUGGAGCAGCCAAAGUUCGAGAAGGGGCUGGGCAGGGGUACGUGGUGGCCUAAUGUUGAGGAGAGGUUUACAGUCCAGGGUUAAGGAGAACUGUUAGGGAUCAAAAGCGAUAAAUUGAGAUCCUUGUAGCGGAUAUCCUCAGCGAUGAAGAACGAUGACUAUGACGAAUGAUGAGUAUGGCCAUGAUGAGAUUGUGUGUAUAGCUCCGGCUAAUGAGUCUCAUGGUCACUUCAGUGCAUCUUUCCAACGAUCAAGCUUGACCACGACACGAACUUCGUCCUACGACUCAAAAGCCGCUUCCGCUUCUUCGAUCAGGUCGUCUCUCUUCACCUUCCUGUUCGACAG
Cercospora beticola is the source of this 1974-nucleotide messenger RNA. RefSeq lists its product as uncharacterized. Gene Ontology annotation, molecular function: serine-type carboxypeptidase activity. Lineage: Eukaryota; Fungi; Ascomycota; Dothideomycetes; Mycosphaerellales; Mycosphaerellaceae. The record is from RefSeq and is a predicted model, not a curated record. Gene Ontology annotation, biological process: proteolysis.